AUGCAGCGGCUUCAAGGCCUGAAGAGGAAAUUUGAGAAAGAUGUCAAGUACAAGGAGGAGUACACUUCAUUUCUUAGUGACAUGUUGGAGCAAGGUUAUGCUGAGUUGGUACCCACGGAACAGCUGGAACAAGAUGAUGGAAAAGUGUGUCAAGCUGGUUAUGGAACAGUGUCUUACUUGAGAGUGGAAGAUGGUGAUAAAGUGCACGUGGGAUUUCUUGUGGGGAAAGCCAGAGUUGCUCCCCUGAAGCAAAUCACCAUUCCUCGCCUGGAGCUCACAGCAGCAGUUCUCGCUGUCCGAGUGGAUGCCAUGUUGCGAAAGGAGCUACAGUGGCAGCUGGAGAGAUCAAUGUUUUGGACUGAUAGCACGACCGUCCUAAAGUACAUCUGCAAUGAAACUAGACGUUUCCACACCUUCGUUGCCAACAGAGUCUCUGUUAUUAGAGAAGCUACGGAUGUUGGUCAGUGGAAAUAUGUGAGCACGAAGAUCAAUCCUGCAGAUGAAGCAUCACGUGGAUUGACUGCUGAAGAGCUUCUCACAAAUGGAAGAUGGAUUAAAGGCCCGGAGUUCCUCCGUUUGUCAGAGAGUGAGUGGCCUGUGCCUGAUUUUGAGCCAGCUGUGAUUCCUGCUGAUGACCCGGAGGUCAAAAAAGAACCAGCAGUGUAUGCCAUCGUUAAGCACUUAGAAGAUCCCACAGACUGCCUCAUUCAUUACUUCUCAUCAUGGAGGAGACUUAAAACAUCUGUUGCCUGGUUCCUUGAGCUUAAAAUAGUUCUUUUGCUUUUGAGCCAAAAGAGAAAGGAGUUUAAGGCUGCUGAGAGUGACAAGGAAACGGGAGCUAAAAAUUCUGUGGAACAAAAACUUCAGAGCUUCAAGGCCACACUUCGAAGGAGGAUUUUGAACCCGGAAAAUUAUGAGGAGGCAGAAAAGGCAAUCUUUCGUUUUGUCCAGAAGUACAGGUUUGAGAAUGAAAUUGCCUCACUGACACGUGGCUUGAAUAACAUCUCCAAGGACAGCCCACUGUACAAGCUGGAUCCAAUACUGGACGACGGCAUUCUCAGAGUUGGGGGUCGUCUUCAUAAAUUGGCAUUACCAUCAGAAAUCAAGCAUCCUGUUAUCCUGUCAAAAGACAUGCAUGUUUCCCAGCUUAUUCUACGUCAUAUCCAUCAACAGCUUGGACACGCUGGUAGAAACCACAUGUUGCAUCGGCUUCGACAGAGAUAUUGGAUCAUCAGUGCCAAUUCUGCUGCAAGGAGGACAAUCACAGAAUGUACAGUGUGCAGACGGUACAGAGGAAAACUUGGAGAGCAGAAGAUGGCAGACUUACCAGAGGAGAGAGUCAUGCCAGACAAGGCUCCUUUUACAGAUGUCGGAGUGGAUUAUUUUGGCCCCCUGGAGGUCAAGAGAGGAAGAAGCCUUGUGAAAAGAGGGAGGAAGAGGAGAGGAGUUGGUGUGGAGGAGCAGCCGUCCAGUCAGAGCAGAACUGUACCAGCAGAUGCUGGUCUGCAGGAGGUCCUAGAUGAACACAAGACCAGUCUGAGGAGCAGAUGUGAACAUGUGACUGAAGGAACUGAUGAACCAAGAAGUAGAACCCCCCUCAACAGGAUCUACACGGAGCUCUACAUCACAGAGGGACUGAGUGAAGAGGUUGAUACCCAACAUAAGGUGAGGCAGCUGGAGACAGCUUCCAGGAGGAAGAGACAAUAUGACGCUCCAAUCAGGUGCCAGGACAUCUUUAAAGCCUUACCUGACCAACGUGGAGACAUCAGAGUGGUUCUGACCAACGGCGUCGCUGGCGCUGGGAAAACCUUCUCGGUUCAGAAGUUCUCUCUGGACUGGGCCGAGGGCUCGGAGAACCAAGACGUCACCGUGGUGAUUCUGCUCUCGUUCAGGGAGCUGAACUUGAUCAGAGAUGAGCAGUUCAGUCUUUUCAGGCUGAUCCAGGUUUUCCAUCCAUCGUUCCAGAAGCUCACAGCAGAGCAGCUGGCUGCCGGGAAACCGUUGUUCAUCUUUGACGGCCUGGAUGAAAGCAGACGUUCUCUGGACUUCAACAACGGUCCGGUCGUGUCUGACGUCACACAGAGCUCAUCGGUCAACGUGCUGCUGACCAACCUCAUCCAGGGGAACCUGCUUCCCUCAGCUCUCAUCUGGAUCACUUCCAGACCUGCAGCAGCCAAUCAGAUCCCUCACAAACACGUGGACAGGGUGACAGAAGCACGAGGCUUCACCGACGGCCAGAAGGAGGAAUACUUCAGGAGGAGGUUCAGGGAUGAAGAACGGUCCAGCAGCAUCGUCUCCCACAUGAAGACAUCCAGAACCCUCCACAUCAUGUGUCAACUCCCGGUCUUCUGCUGGAUCACUGCUACAGUUCUGGACCACAUGUUGACCACAGAGCAGAGAGGAGAGCUGCCCAAGACCCUGACUCACAUGUUCUCCCACUUCCUGCUGGUCCAGAUGAAGAGGAAGAGGAACAAGUACCAGGAGGGACAUGAGACGAGUCCACAGGAGCUGACGGAGGCUGACAGGGACUUUCUUCUGAAGCUGGGGAGGCUGGCGUUUCAACAUCUGGAGAAAGGAAACAUCAUGUUAUACCAAGAAGACCUGGAGCAGUGUGGUCUUGAUGUCCCAGAGGCCUCGGUGUACUCAGGAGUUUGUACCCAGAUCUUAAGGAGAGAGUGUGAGGUCUUCCAGAAACCCGUCUACUGCUUUGUUCAUCUGAGCAUCCAGGAGUUCCUGGCUGCAGUCUACGUGUUCCACUGUUGGUCCACCAGAAACACAGAUGUGCUGGAGAACUUCCUGGGAGGAAGAUACAGAUACUCAUCUCUGGAUGACUUCCUGGAGAGAGUCAUGCAGAAAUCCCUGGAGAGUGAAAAUGGCCACCUGGACCUGUUUGUCCGCUUCCUUCAUGGUCUUUCUGUGGAGUCCAACCAGAGACUGUUAGGAGGUCUGCUGAACCUGACGGAGAACGAUCCAGAAACCAUCCAGAGAGUCAUCAACAACCUGAAGCAGAUGAACACUGAGAGAUUCUCUCCUGACAGAAGCAUCAACAUCUUCCAGUGUCUGAUGGAGAUGAACGACUUCUCAGUUCAUCAGGAGAUCCAAGAGUUCCUGAAGUCAGAGAACAGAUCAGAGCAGGAACUCUCUGAGAUCCUGUGUUCAGCUCUGGCCUACAUGCUGCAGAUGUCGGAGGAGAUUCUGGAUGAGUUCGACCUGAACAAGUUCAGCACAACAUGGAUGGGUGGACUGAGACUGAUUCCAGCUGUGAGGAACUGCAGAAAGGCUCGAUUUGUUGAUUGUGAACUCUCAGAGACUCACUGUGAAGUUGUUGCGUCCGCUCUGAAGUCCAACCCCUCCCAUCUGACAGAACUGGACCUGAGUCAGAACCUCCUGCAGGGUUCAAGAGUGAAGCUUCUGUCUGGUGGACUGGAGAGUCCAAACUGUAGACUGAAGAUUCUAAGGUUGGUGUGCUGCAGUUUGUCAGAGAUCUGCUGUUCUUCUCUGGUCUCAGCUCUGAAGUCCAACCCCUCCCAUCUGAAACAUCUGGACCUGAGUUACAACUACAACCUGCAGGAUUCAGGAGUGAAACAUCUGUGUGAUUUCCUGGAGAGUCCAGACUGCAGAGUGGAGAUUCUGAGGUUGGAGCGCUGCAGUUUGUCAGAGAACGGCUGUAAUUUUCUGGUCUUAGCUCUGAUAUCCAACCCCUCCCAUCUGAAACAACUGGACCUAAGUAACAACAAGAGGCUGCAGAAUGCAGGAGUGAAACAUCUGUGUGAUUUCCUGAAGAGUCCAGACUGCAGACUGGAGACUCUGAGCUUGAAGUUCUGCAGUCUGUCAAAGAUCAACUGUUCUUCUCUGGACUCAGCUCUGAAGUCCAACCCCUCCCUUCUGAAACAUAUGAAACAUCUGGACCUGAGUAGGAACACAAACCUGCAGGUUGCAGAUGUGAAGCAGCUGUCUGAUCUGGUGAAGAGUCCAGACUACCAGCUGCAGACUCUCAGAAAACACUUGAUGAACCAAAAAGAUGAUGUUGGAUCAGGUGGAAUCAUCGCCGGUGAUUCCUCAACACCAGCAAAGGUUGGUGAAGCAUGUGGCUCCACCAAUCUCCUCCAUUCACCUCAUCAAGCCGACGUGAACCUCCAGCCACAAAAGCAACUGGAUAAAAUACGCUACGGCUUCAUUAAUGGGAUAACAGAACCUAACCUCUGCAGUCUGAUGGACCUACUUCUGGAGAAAAAAGUAAUCAAUCAAUCUGAAAAUGAGUCAGUGGAGAAGCAAUUAAGAGAAGGAAGGGCCCGUUGUCUUUUUGAUAUGGUGAGGAGAAAAGGUCAAAAGGCCAGUUCCGAGAUGAUUGAGAUUCUCAAAAAGCUCGACCCGUUCCUCUGUGGAGAUCUGGCCUUGAUCUAAAGAGCAUUACUGCCCCCUUAAACUGCACAUGUGUGGAAGCUACAUCAUGAUUUCCAGGAAGGAGUUUUUAUUCCAAUUCUUGCCAUCAGAAAUAUUUCCUCAACUAAUCACCACAGAAGGUUUUCCCUGAAACAGCUCAUCUAAAUCACCUGUCUAAACAACAUUCCUCUGAGGUUUAUUAAUAAAAAUCAUGCAUCUCUUGUA
Molecule: messenger RNA, 4608 nt
Organism: Cololabis saira (Pacific saury)
Lineage: Eukaryota; Metazoa; Chordata; Actinopteri; Beloniformes; Belonidae
Product: NACHT, LRR and PYD domains-containing protein 14-like
Exons: 9
Coding region: 1-4404 (1467 amino acids)
Biological process (GO): regulation of apoptotic process
Molecular function (GO): protein binding
Source: RefSeq, a predicted model, not a curated record